AUGUCCCUCUCUCUCCUGCGCAACCGCGCAACAACACUUCGCCCAUUGGUGGUACGCGCCUUGGCCACAGACGCAGCCCAGCCGCCGUCGAAGAGCGAGCCCCAGAGCUCGUCGUCGGAGAUUGCGCCGUUGCCGCAGAAGGAUGUUGUUACGGCGGACGCCAUCUCUGGUGCCCCAGAGCAGUUGAGGAACCGCGUCGUCCGGAUUUACCAGCCCACGCGCAACACCAUGCAGAGUGGACCCGGAAAGUCGAGCAAGUGGAGGAUUGACUGGGAUAUCCUGUCGGGCAGUGGACGAUGGGAGAAUCCUCUCAUGGGUUGGGCAUCCUCGGCGGACUACAUGCAGGGUACCCGCAUGAACUUCCGCACGAAGGAGGAUGCCGUGCACUUUGCCGAGAAGCAGGGCUGGGAUUACUACGUGCAGCAACCAGAGGUCAAGCGCGUUCCUCCGAAGAACUACGCGGAGAACUACUUGUACAGGCCUGACAAGCUCCGUAUUGCAAAGACCAAGUAG
Peniophora sp. CBMAI 1063 is the source of this 513-nucleotide messenger RNA. NCBI's taxonomy places the organism in Eukaryota, Fungi, Basidiomycota, Agaricomycetes, Russulales, Peniophoraceae. The record is from the annotation of a GenBank genome assembly.